Molecule: messenger RNA, 1006 nt
Organism: Polypterus senegalus (gray bichir)
Lineage: Eukaryota; Metazoa; Chordata; Cladistia; Polypteriformes; Polypteridae
Gene: mrps10
Product: mitochondrial ribosomal protein S10
Exons: 7
Coding region: 51-680 (209 amino acids)
Biological process (GO): translation
Cellular component (GO): mitochondrial small ribosomal subunit; mitochondrion; ribosome
Molecular function (GO): structural constituent of ribosome
Source: RefSeq, a predicted model, not a curated record
AGUGAAGCUGCCGACUCCCGGAAGUGCGAGGUGAGCGGGGAGGACACACGAUGUGGAGGGCGGGCUACGUUUGUAGGCUGUUGGGACGCCAAUUCUGGAGUCGAGGAGGCUUGACGCAGGCCCAAAGCUCACAUGCUGUGCUUAAUCCCUGGGGUGCUGCUGCUCCUGGAGGCACCAUUUUGUCAGUUUCCGUGUCCUCAUGGAAAAUCACAGCAGGAAUCCACACUGGCAAACCUUCAUUUGCAAUUCCGCCUACGAUCACGGAAACGGAUGAAGCAGACGCCCUGUAUAAGAGAAUCUCUGUGCUGGUGAAGGGUCACGACCGUGCUGUGCUGGAUAGCUAUGAAUACUUCGCUACUCUUGCUGCCAGUGAACUAGACAUUAACGUUGAAAAAGUAUAUGAACCUCCCAAGAAGAUUGAGAGAUUGACCGUCCUUAAAUCGGUUCACAUUUUCAAGAAGCACAGAGUACAGUAUGAGAUGAGGACUUAUUAUCGGUGUAUUGAGUUAAAGCAUCUGACUGGGAGUACAGCACAAGUUUACCUGGAGUACAUCCAGAGGAAUCUUCCAGAAGGAGUGGCAAUGGAAGUUACUAAGACAGCGGUAGAAAAGUUACCAGAGCACAUUAAAAGACCAGUAUGGAACAGCCUGCCUCCAGUGAGUGACCACCAAAGCCAGUAGCUGCUUGAGAAGCUGAGCGUUGCUAGGCGGCUGUCACAAGGCACUGAGACGAGGCCACUGCAGUGGUGUGUGACAUGUGCGGCGUGAAGGAGGUGCCCUCUGCUCUCUCACAUUCCUAAUCUGUGGAUCUGGCACUGAAGCAGAUGGCAUGAUCUUCAUUUCAAGAACAUUUCAAGUCAAGUUGGUAUAAACGUGUUUCACUGUCUUUACGGUCACAGAAAUGUUAACUUUCAGGAUUGAGAAGAUGUCGCCCAGAAGUGGCGCUUGCCGUUAGUUGUACACACCAAUCAGAUUUCAAAUUAAACUUCACCCCUUUUUGUACAUUG